This is a messenger RNA of Momordica charantia (bitter melon), 885 nucleotides long. RefSeq names its product germin-like protein subfamily 1 member 17. Gene Ontology annotation, molecular function: manganese ion binding. Lineage: Eukaryota; Viridiplantae; Streptophyta; Magnoliopsida; Cucurbitales; Cucurbitaceae. The record is from RefSeq and is a predicted model, not a curated record.
CUCAAUCCAUUGCAAGAGUUUUCUCAUCACUUAAGAAACAAUUUUAUUUAGAGAACUUUUUCUAGACCAAAAAAAUGACAAGUUUUGGUCUUCUUUCAGCUGUUUUUCUUUUGGUUUUGCAAGCAGCACUUGUUGCAAUAUCUGCUUUUGAUCCCAGCCCACUUCAAGACUUUUGCGUUGCAGUUGAUGAACCAGAUUCUGCUGUGUUUGUGAAUGGGAAGUUCUGCAAGGACCCAAAGCUUGUGAAAGCUGAAGAUUUUUUCUUCCGGGGGCUCAACAUUCCUGGAAACACAAUGAACAAACAGGGCUCCAAUGUGACUCUAGUAAAUGUUGACAAACUCCCUGGACUCAACACUCUUGGCAUCUCUUUGGCUCGAAUCGACUACGCUCCCUACGGGCUUAACCCUCCCCACACCCACCCUCGAGCCACUGAAAUUCUCGUUGUCAUCGAAGGCACUCUCCUCGUCGGUUUUGUAACCUCCAACCCCAACAAACUCUUCACCAAAGUGCUUCACAAAGGAGAUGUGUUUGUGUUUCCCAUUGGUCUCAUCCACUUCCAGUUCAAUGUUGGUCACGGCCCAGCUCUUGCCUUCGCUGGACUCAGCAGCCAAAACCCAGGUGUUAUCACCAUUGCUAAUGCUGUGUUUGGAUCUGAUCCUCCGAUCUCCCUCGAUGUUCUCAUGAAGGCCUUCCAAGUCGACAAAAAAGUCAUUGACGCUCUCCAGAUGCAAUUUAAAGCUUGAGUCCAGAAAAGUUAGAUAUUUAUACAUCUUGUAAUUUCGUUUCGUAGGAUGACGAAAUGCUAUUUCAAUAUAAGAAAUCGAUGUUUUUGAAUAAUGCACGUAUGAUCUAUAAAAGUUGGGAAUCUAUAUGUGUUUAUGUUUA